AUGAUUAUAUUAUCAAUAGUUAUUGUUUUUAUCUUAUGGAUUUUAUAUGAAAAGAAUCCUUAUAAAAAAUGUCCACCAUCACCAUUGGCAAUACCUUUGAUUGGUCAUUUACAUUUACUUGGUGAAAAUAUUAAUAAUGAUAUGGAUCUUCUUUUCAGGAGAUAUGGUGAAGUGUUUAGAUUUAAAAUGGGAUCGGUCGAAGGAAUAGUUUUAACAGGUCCGGGGGAACUAUUCAAGAAGCAUUUACUUACAAUGAUCUAUUUGUUAAUCGAUUUUCAAAGAGAAGGAAGAACCGAUAUCAAUCGUGGAGAGAGUAUGACAUCAUCCAAUGGUGAAUAUAAUACAUAUCUAAGAUCGAUUCUUCUUCAACACCUUACACCAAGUAAAUUGAAAAAAUCAGAGGAAUCAAUGGUGGAAGAGAUUUCAAAACUCUAUGAAUGUUUAAAAGUUCAAUCGAAAUCAGGUGAACCAAUUAAUUUAUUUCCAUUUUUUAAGAAUUCAUCAACAUCUUCAACAGAUUAUAAUGAAUUAAUGACUAAGUUGAAGACUAUAAUUGGAAAACUAGUUGAAGAUAGAAUAUCAGGUUCAGAGUCACCCAAUAUCAUAGCAGAUUCAUAUAUUCAUGAAUUUAAAGCUGGAAAUAUUUCAAAUAUUGGACUUUUUUUACUAUUGCCGAUUUCAUCUUUGCUGGAUCUGAAACUACUUUCUUUAGUUAUAUUAUGUUUAAUCAGAGUUUGUUGUAAUUAUCCAGAGGUUCAAGAAAAGUUAUAUUUAGAACUCACAAGUGUUGAGAAUAGAAUACCUUCAAAAAUAUCAACACCAUACACCAACGCUGUGAUUAGAGAAACAAUGAGAAGAUAUACUAUAAAUGGAUUUGGUAACUCACAUGAAGCAAUUAGAGAUGGCUAUUUCCGUGGUUAUUAUGUAAAGAAAGGUACUCAAGUAUUUCAAAAUAUUCACAGUUCAAUGUUAUCAGAACAGUAUUGGGAUGAUCCAAUGGAGUUCAAACCAGAGAGAUUUAUUGGUGUGGAUGCACAAAAGAAUUCUAAUAGAGUCAAAAUAAUUUUUGGAAGUGGACCAAGAAAUUGUGUUGGAAUGAAUCUUGCUGAGCUGGAGGUUUAUUUAGUGGUUACACAAUUGAUCAAAUCAUUUAAAUUUACUUCACCAAAUUCUGAAUUUAUUGAAGAAUCAAUGGUAUAUGGUUUAGCUGUAUCUCCAACUCCCUUCAAAUGGUUACAGGAGGUAAGAGCUAUUAUUGUUUUUAUCUUAUGGAUUUUAUAUGAAAAGAAUCCUUAUAAAAAAUGUCCACCAUCACCAUUGGCAAUACCUUUGAUUGGUCAUUUACAUUUACUUGGUGAAAAUAUUAAUAAUGAUUUGGAUCGUCUUUUCAGGAGAUAUGGUGAAGUGUUUAGAUUUAAAAUGGGAUCGGUCGAAGGAAUAGUUUUAACAGGUCCGGAAACUAUUCAAGAAGCAUUUACUUACAAUGAUCUAUUUGUUAAUCGAUUUCAAAAGAAAGAAAGAACCGAUAUCAAUCGUGGAGAGAGUAUGACAUCAUCCAAUGGUGAAUAUAAUACAUAUCUAAGAUCGAUUCUUCUUCAACACCUUACACCAAGUAAAUUGAAAAAAUCAGAGGAAUCAAUGGUGGAAGAGAUUUCAAAACUCUAUGAAUGUUUAAAAGUUCAAUCGAAAUCAGGUGAACCAAUUAAUUUAUUUCCAUUUGUAAAGAUAUGUACUCUGAAUAUCUUAUUAACCAAACUAUUCGACAAACAAUUUCCAUAUGAGUUGGAUGGUCAAGCUAUUGAAAUAUUAAAUAUAAUCCAAGGAAAUCAACCUAUUUUAGGACGUCCUAUGAUAUCAGAAUACUCUUCUUUAAUAAAAUCUUUAGUUAUAUUAUGUUUAAUCAGAGUUUGUUGUAAUUAUCCAGAGGUUCAAGAAAAGUUAUAUUUAGAACUCACAAGUGUUGAGAAUAGAAUACCUUCAAAAAUAUCAACACCAUACACCAACGCUGUGAUUAGAGAAACAAUGAGAAGAUAUCCAAUUAAUGGAUUUGGUAACUCACAUGAAGCAAUUAGAGAUGGCUAUUUCCGUGGUUAUUAUGUAAAGAAAGGUAUUCAAGUAUUUCAAAAUAUUCACAGUUCUCUGUUAUCAGAACAGUAUUGGGAUGAUCCAAUGGAGUUCAAACCAGAGAGAUUUAUUGGUGUGGAUGCACAAAAGAAUUCUAAUAGAGUCAAAAUAAUUUAUGGAAGUGGACCAAGAAAUUGUGUUGGAAUGAAUCUUGCUGAAGUGGAGAUUUAUGUUUUGGUUACACAAUUGAUCAAAUCAUUUAAAUUUACUUCACCAAAUUCUGAAUUUAUUGAAGAAUCAAUGGUAUAUGGUUUAGCACUAUCUCCAACUCCCUUCAAAUAUAUUGAGAUCGGUAUGAACAGGAAUCACUGUGAUAAAGAUAGAGUUGGCUGCGGCUAUAACAUGUGGACAGAGAUUUUAUGUUCGAAGGACGUAGUUAGUGAAAUGGUUCAUUCGUGGGCCUUCACUACUUCGACCCGGGUUCGAGGCUCGGUAAUGACUAAGUUUCCCCGCUACCGGAACAUCUUUGUUAAAGAUUAA
Molecule: messenger RNA, 2604 nt
Organism: Heterostelium album PN500
Lineage: Eukaryota; Evosea; Eumycetozoa; Acytosteliales; Acytosteliaceae
Gene: CYP514A1
Product: cytochrome P450 family protein
Exons: 13
Coding region: 1-2604 (867 amino acids)
Molecular function (GO): iron ion binding; monooxygenase activity; oxidoreductase activity, acting on paired donors, with incorporation or reduction of molecular oxygen
Source: RefSeq, a predicted model, not a curated record